AUGGAAGGCGGGAGGUUUGGCGAGAAGAGGCAAGUCGGUGCUUUCGACGCGUCUUUUUCUCCUUAUUGUAUGGUCAUGAGUGUUGCUUCAGCCGCCUCUAACUUUGCUCACCAAAUUCCCGGGUGGUUGGGCACUCUGGCAAUCGACUUCGACGGUAAAAUCGUCUACUCCGCUGGUGAUUUAUCCGAUGACACUGAGUUAGCGCCGAAAUUUCUUGAGUUGGCCCGCCGCCUUGCUGAGUACAUGACUCUGGAGGGUCCAUCGGCUAGCCAGGAGAACCCCUUCAAGCGUUUAACAAUUAUAUGCUCUAGAUACGCCUAUGUUAUGACCGUAGUGGGGCAUGUCGUGUACGUGGUCAAGAGGCAACUAUCCCUUUCGGAUUCUUUUGAGGACAGACGGGGAGUGAAAUCCUCCCAUAUGCCCGUUAAUGUCUGA
Molecule: messenger RNA, 435 nt
Organism: Echinococcus granulosus
Lineage: Eukaryota; Metazoa; Platyhelminthes; Cestoda; Cyclophyllidea; Taeniidae
Exons: 3
Coding region: 1-435 (144 amino acids)
Biological process (GO): cellular response to amino acid stimulus; positive regulation of TOR signaling
Cellular component (GO): Ragulator complex; lysosome
Molecular function (GO): guanyl-nucleotide exchange factor activity
Source: RefSeq, a predicted model, not a curated record